AUGGCAAAUACAAGCAAUUGGGCUUCUCUUAUUCCUCGCUUCAACGGAGACAAUUAUGAUUAUUGGAGCAACAAUGUAAAGGUGCUACUCAAAUCAAUGAAGUUAUGGAAUGUUGUUGAAGAGGGUUUUGAUGAACCCGAAAAUGAAGAUGAUUUAACUCAAGCACAAAAGAAUGUUUUGAAUGAAAAGCGAGAAGAGGAUAGCAAGGCACUUUUCACAAUCUACCAAACAAUUGAAAUGCCGAUCUACGAAAGAAUUGCAAAAGCCACCAAAUCCAAGCAAGCUUGGGAGAUUAUACAAGCGGCAUACAAAGGUGAGGAAAAAGUGAAAAAGGUACGUCUUCAAACCUUAAGAUCAGAAUUUGAGAAGUUAGAAAUGAAGGAGAAUUCAUCUAUUUCCAAGUAUUUUACAAAUGUUACAUCCAUAGUAAAUCAAAUGGCUUCUAAUGGAGAAAUUUUAGAAGAUGAAAGUGUGAUUGAAAAAAUUCUUCGCAGCUUGCCUAAAAAAUUUGAUUAUGCUGCUCAUGAAAUUCGGAUCAAUCAAAGAAAUCCUCCUCCUCCUCCUCUUAACCAAGCUCUUACAUCUCAAGUUUCAAUUACGGGAGGCCGUGGUUACAACCAUGGUCGAGGCCUUGGAAGGAGUGAAAAUUUCCGAGGAAGAGGUUCUAAUUUUCGUGGAAGAGGAAGAGCUUUUUCAAAAAAUGAAAUUUUUUCAAAAGAAUAUGAGAAAAAUCAACACACAAAUUUUUCACAAAGAGGAAGAGGAUGUGGUUUUUACCAAGGAAGAAAAGGCUAUGUUGAAUGUUUUCAUUGCCAUAAACCUGGUCACAAAAUUAGUGAAUGUUGGGACAAACAAGCUGAAAAAAAUGAGACUAGUUUUAUGCAUGAAAACAAGUCUGAUUUCCAUGAAAAUGACUCUCAUAAAACUUUGUUGAUUGCAUGUCAUGGUGAUAAUACUGAUGAUGUAUGUUACUUGGAUAGUGGUGCUAGCAAGCACAUGACCGGCAACAAAAAUCUGUUUUCAAAUUUGGUUGAAGGGGAUCAUGGCCAAGUAACAAUUGGAGAUGCCAGAGCUUACAAAAUUCAAGGCAUUGGAGAAGUUUCAUUCAAAACAAAUUCCAGCAAAAUUGAGAAAAUGUCGGAAGUUUAUUAUGUGCCCGGCUUGAAAGGUAAUUUACUUAGCACCGGUCAUCUUUUGCGGAAAGGAUAUGAUAUUCAUUUUCAUGAUAAUGCAUGCAUCAUGACAAAAAACAAUCAGCUUGUUGCUAAAAUUGGGAUGGCAGCUAACAAUCUUUUUCCUUUCAAGCUCCAAAUUGCUAAUAUUUCUUGUUUCACUAGUGUUGACAAAUAA
Messenger RNA from Cornus florida, 1350 nucleotides. RefSeq lists its product as uncharacterized. The record is from RefSeq and is a predicted model, not a curated record. The transcript has 2 exons. Lineage: Eukaryota; Viridiplantae; Streptophyta; Magnoliopsida; Cornales; Cornaceae. Gene Ontology annotation, molecular function: nucleic acid binding; zinc ion binding. The coding region runs from base 1 to 1350 and encodes 449 amino acids.